Dentiscutata heterogama is the source of this 408-nucleotide messenger RNA. NCBI's taxonomy places the organism in Eukaryota, Fungi, Glomeromycota, Glomeromycetes, Diversisporales, Gigasporaceae. The record is from the annotation of a GenBank genome assembly.
GAUUUCUGUAAGAAAGAUCCAGAAAGAGUAGACAAUUAUUUCAUCUAUGAUUUUUGUUGUGCAAUAGCAAAAUUUUAUAAUAGUGAGAAUGCUCAUCAAAUAGUCGCAAAUAAGAAGCUAUCUGAAUAUUUUGGUUGCUUCAUACAACCAAUUGAACUCCCUGCAAAUAGAAAAGGUGAUAAACCCAGAACUGAUAGCACUAUAAGCUUUUCUGAGCCUUAUUUCUCUGUUUUUAGUAUUGUGAUUUCAGAUAAAGCUAUAAUUGAACUACUUACUUCAUUAUAUCCUCUUGCUUGGUAUAAAGAUGAUGAAAUAAAAUUAUCAAUUUCUAAAACAUUUUAUGCUCUAAAGAAAUCUCUUCAACUUCUCAAUCAAUACUAUACAGAAGUUGAUGAUAAACUAGCUUGA